Astyanax mexicanus (Mexican tetra) is the source of this 3483-nucleotide messenger RNA. RefSeq names its product GPRIN family member 3a (gene gprin3a). Gene Ontology annotation, biological process: neuron projection development. Lineage: Eukaryota; Metazoa; Chordata; Actinopteri; Characiformes; Acestrorhamphidae. Gene Ontology annotation, cellular component: plasma membrane. The transcript is spliced from 2 exons. The record is from RefSeq and is a predicted model, not a curated record. Bases 218 to 2461 code for a protein of 747 amino acids.
CAUCAUCAGCAGCAGCGCUGAUCAGAGCAGCAGGACACGCGCGCGCUCCGACCGAGGAUCUGCAGGCAUGAAGCAUCACGCGCCGCGCGCGUUUCCUCAGCCACAGACUGACUCCAAGGAUUCCAUUCUCUGCUCCUGUUUGUGAAAUCCACAAAACCAGCCAGUUGUUGUUUUUUUUAUUUAUGUGUUGCUAGUUUUAACAAGAACAAUUUGUUAGAUGGAGCCCCGCCCAAGCUACCAGCAUUCACCUAGGUACAACAAGCCCAAACCGGCAAACCAGCACAAAGAAGCAACCACAUCUUUGGGUGUAAGAGGAGAAAAUGGAAGAAAUGGGCCAUUGGCGUCUGAAGAGAAAAGAACAUGUACAGAUGCCUUGAUUCAACCAAAAAUGCCAGCCACUGCUGAUACACCAAGCACAUCAGCGCCAGUAACUAAUUCAUUUGUCACAUCGCCAUUGACCAAAUCGAAAUCACUUCUUCUCCAAGCAUCUACAGCUAAAAAGACUACAACAGAAAAGUGUACAACAGUCACGUCAUCAGUUGGUGCCAUUGCAACUACUGCAAGUAAAACUGUUCCAGCAAAACAUGCUGUUGGGAUGGAGGGCUUGACUCUUCCUCUUCAGACUACGGCAACAGCAGCAACCACUGAGCGCAGGCUGAAGUCUCCCAGCAGCAGCAGAACAGGGGAACUAAAGGCUGAUGCUAAAAACUCUCCCAAGAACCUCCAUAAAACCACUUCAUCGUCUCAGAUCAGCAUGUCCACCAAGUCUCCAAAGAACCUCCAGAAAACUGCUUCAGCUGUUGUAAUAACAUGUACAGACUCGCCAAAGAGCAUGCAGCGAGCAUCACUCUCUCAAAUCCCCAGAGCCACGUCCAGCCCCAAGCUCAAAUCCACCUCUGCUGCUUCACUCACAGUGGAAAAAACUGAUGCCUGCAGAAAAGGAGGCAGCAGAGAGGCCAUGCAUUCACUUUCCCCUAAACUGAGGACAUCUCAGACUGAAGACAGAGCAUCUACACUGGCAAACCGGCAACAAGCAGAGAGCGUCCUGCACAAAGGUACAGAACACACCAAGGAAGAAAGCCCUCAGGGCUGUAUAGAAGAAGAGGCGGAGAAGGGCGGUCGGGAAAAGAAUAAAGAGACUAAAGAAGGAGAAGACAUCCUCGAGGACAUGCAGGUGGCAAGGAUUCCCAAAGGAAGAGCCCUCGCUCUGCAGGUUGCCUCGAAAUGUCCCAUCUCUCCACAAGACAGGAAGCAGCUAUCACCAGGAGCAACAGCCCCCUCCGCAGCACAGCUGAAGGAGAUGGUAGGCAAGGCAGACACGAAUGUCAUGACCCAAGAGAGAGAGUGUGUCACAGAGAAGAGAAAGAGGGAGGAGCGGGAGAAGGAGGAGAGAGAAAAGGAGAGAUUGAGGGAAAGGAUGAAGGAGAAGCGAGGCGAGGAGAGAAGAAGAGAAGAACAAGAGAAGGAGGACAAACGGAAAGAGCACGAGAAGGCAGAGAAAGAGAAGAAAGAAGCUGAGAGGAAAGUGAUUACGAGAGAAGAAGUAGAGAGAGAGAGGAGGAAUAAAAGUUUAAAGAGCUUCAAGAAUGCAGCAACGAUGACUCUAGAAGAUCCUGCUCCUGUUCAAACUGCUGCUUUGAAGAUGGAGCCUGUUUAUGUGGAUGCUGGCAUCCAGGCUGUUGUGGAGGUGAGCUGCAAGUCCACAAACACAAGCCCAAACCUGACCCUUCGUCCCUGGAUCCAAGUGGACCCUGACCUCAGCAACAAUGGGAAGUCUCCCGAAACUGCUUGCAGUAUAGGAUUGCAAAACGGACUUAGUCCAGAAAGUAGUUCAAACUCCGACUGGCCGUCAGGGUUAUCAUCAACCACUGUAGCUACAGAGGGAGCAAAGCCUAAAUUCCUGGGCCCGCCCCCCUACAAGUCCCCGAAUAGCCACAAACCGUCUCUCCAGCAUGUGUGUCAAAUAGAGAUUGAGCUGCGCAGCCAUUCCUCUCUGUCGAACAGCCUGGCUUUGCCCCAGGUCACGGUCAGUGACAUCAGCCUGCCUGAUCACAGUAAAGGGGUUUUUCCAAUGGAGUCCAGAGACAAGGACUAUAAAGCUUCUUCCACUGGGCCUGGCUUGGAAGGGGAUCCACGAGAAAAGACAGAAGAGGCAGACAAGGCGGAUAAAGGUCCUCCUCCCAAGGUGGUCUGGGACGAGCAGGGCAUGACGUGGGAGGUUUACGGUGCGGCUGUGGACAUGGAGUCUCUUGGAUUCGCAAUCCAGAACCACUUGCAAAAGAAGAUCCGGGAACACGAGCAGCGAAUUGGAAACCUGCGCAAGUCCAUCUCACUUUCUGAGCACUCGCAACCAUACGGAAAAGCAGCAAACAAGAGGAAGAAAAAUAAUGUUUUCCGCUCGAUGUUCCGUGGAUCUACCUGCUGCUCAAAGACACAACCCAAAACUGAAGCAGAGCACUGACUGAACUUUACUGUACCUAUGAGUAAAGAUACUCUCUAAAACUCGAAGACAUUCCAAAUGGAUCUGAAGUACAGCCUCGGCCUUGAACUCGAAAUCACCAGACUCGUAAUAUUAAUGCCAACAGGCAUUAAUAUGGACUGGGAGAUUCACUAAAAAACUCUUGUUACAACAGCUUAUAAACAUUCAAGCAGCUACACUUAGUUUCUACCUAGUUUAUAAUGUGUCUGUUAAAUCUAUUUUAAUCUAUUUUAAACAUUGUUGUUACCAGGUGUCAAAUGAAGCAUAUAACUGGUUCACUUGAGUAACCAUAAGUCACAGUCUCUUCCUAAAAGCAAUGAGCACUUUUCACUAUUUGCACCUGUGUAAUAAAUAUAGCACUGAAUACAGGCACUCACUUGGCAUGUCACCACACAGUAAAUGCUAUUUGAGACUUUAGGGCUCACCAGGAUUCACCUGUAAAUUGGAUCUGGUGAAAAGAUUAGUGGUUGACUUGAUUAGUCAAAGGUUAGAUGACUUGUGGAAAGGCGCCAUUGCUCAAAUCCAUUUUUCGAUCUGAGACCAGCAUUUCCCUGUACUGACCCACUCACAUUAUUAUUAUUAUUAUUAUUUUUUUUUUUUUGCUGUAAAAUGGGUGGGUUUCGCUGGGAAAGUGGGUGUGGCUAAAGUGUGUGGUGCUUUCCCAGAACUCCCUAGGUCUUCAGAAUGAAGAUUUGUAGUUUUAGUAAAAUCUGACUAAGCAGAUAUUAAGAAAAUACUGUAUUAGGGCAUCUAAACACAAUUGUCUUCCACACUAAAUAUUACCAUGAGGUUAAUUUAAAUAUAUUGGCCUCAUACUCGCAAUGUCACAGUGUAGCUCCAAACAGCAACUUUUAAGUAAUGUUGGAAACGUGCAAAGAAACAUUUCUACAGGUAAUUGAAUGCUUCCAGGGGCAGUCCAGUAGUGGAGCGCUAUAAAUGUUAAAUAUGCCACUGUAUACAUUUAUAUUGUUUUCAAAGCCUGUUCACCAUCAUGUUAUUUUACC